AUGAGGUAUAAAACGGGCUCCCGCGAGUGCUUUUCACCAGGCCGUGACGCAGGUCUUGGAGACUCCGCCCACUCGCGCGGGACUACUGAUCGCUCCUGCGUUGUUCGAACGCAACGAGUCUCGAGCGCGCUGUGGUGCAGGCAAGAGCUCGGCUUUUUCGGCUCUUGUUAUUUCCGACCCGAGCUUCCAUUAACACUGCAGAACAUUUUUAUGAUGAAGCUUGUGUUUCUCUUUGUCGUGACUUUGUCCCUCUUCGCAGAAAGCAAGUCUUCACCAGUGGGACAAGAUGGCUGGAAGGAAGACCUGCUCAUCCAGUGUUUGGUUGAGAUCCUUAAUAAGGUCGUAUCCCAACCAGACAGCAUUUCUCUGCAACCGGAAUGUAAAGACAUUCUUCAAAAGCAAGGUUCCAGCCUCACUCUGCUUAUGAAAAAGAAUGAAGAAGAAAUGCUUCCUCUAGAGCAUGAUGAGAAAAGACAAGAAAGGGAGUCUAAUGCCAGGGCACGAGCAAUCAUUAAUGAGCUUCUCAAGACAAAUGAGGAAAAGCGCGAAGAUAUGGAUGAAGAACGGAGCCAGGAAGCGUUUCCAAAUUAUUAUAAGAGACACCAUCUUUUAACAAGCAAAGAAAAACGCGAAGACCCAGACAAUGAGAGGAGCCAAGAGGAAUUCCCUCAAAAAAGACACCACAUUUCUGCAAAGGAGAAGCGUGAGGAUCAAGAUGAAGAGCGAAGCCAAGAGGAAUUUCCGACUUACGAGCAGAAAAGGCACCUUUUCUUUACCAGCAAGGAAAAGCGGGAUGAUCCCGACUAUGAUCGAAGUCAGGAAGACUUCCCAAGCUAUGUUUAUAAAAGGUACCAUGAUGAAGAUGGGGGGACAGAGAAGCAAAUUUGGAAACCUCGCCAAUACCAUUACAAACGUUAUGAUGACUCAUCAAAUGAAGAUUUUGCAGAACUAAACUCUCAAGAGAAGAGGUUUGAAGAAGAGGAGAGUGCUAAACACUACUGGAAUCCCAUUCAACGAUACCACCACAAGAACCAACACAAACGUGACGGUGAUUCCUCUGAUGAAGAAAUGGAGAGCGAAGAGAAAGAGAAGAGGGUCUCAUGGACCAGAGGGUCAGAGGACGGCUCAGAGGAGAGUGAAGAGAGAGAAAAGAGAGUCUGGAUGCCAAGUUAUAAGAACCACCGCAUGAAGCUCGUUCACAAGCAGGGUAAAUUUGAGAAUGAAAAUGAUGCAAACCUCCACCACCCACUGGAGACUUCAAAGCGCCGUUCACCCGAGGAAGAAGAGGAAGCGCUAAUUGCCCAAGAGCUAAACGAAAACAAGCACCAUUAUGACAGCCAAGAGGAGCAGAAACGGCACCACAGUGAUGCAGAAGAAAAGAAGCAGGAGAAAGAGACAGAGCUGAGAUACCUGACCAAGAAAAUAAAUGAUCCGGAAGAACGUCUGCUUAAAGAGGGUGAGGUUUAUGACAAGCGCAAUCCCUGGAUUUACCGAGGAUACUAUCAUCCAGCCUGGUAUAAGAAGAGUGCUGAGGGAAACGAAGGUCUCGCAGGUCCAUCACAGAAACUGGAAGAGCUUGCCAAUGCCCUGCGAUACAAGAUGGGUCUACUGUCUGAAAAAGAAUCAAAUGAAGGGGAAAAGGCUUACCUCCACCAAAGGACUCUUACUCCAGAAGAGCUGAAAGAACUUGAGAAACUUGCCUCCGUGGAGCAACGAGCACAAAUAAACUAGCCUUGGUUGAAACGAGAAGUGAACCAACCAUACGA
Molecule: messenger RNA, 1766 nt
Organism: Ictalurus furcatus (blue catfish)
Lineage: Eukaryota; Metazoa; Chordata; Actinopteri; Siluriformes; Ictaluridae
Gene: chgb
Product: chromogranin B
Exons: 6
Coding region: 1-1731 (576 amino acids)
Cellular component (GO): secretory granule
Source: RefSeq, a predicted model, not a curated record